Molecule: messenger RNA, 3272 nt
Organism: Myripristis murdjan (pinecone soldierfish)
Lineage: Eukaryota; Metazoa; Chordata; Actinopteri; Holocentriformes; Holocentridae
Gene: prlra
Product: prolactin receptor a
Exons: 9
Coding region: 238-2184 (648 amino acids)
Biological process (GO): cytokine-mediated signaling pathway
Cellular component (GO): external side of plasma membrane; membrane; signaling receptor complex
Molecular function (GO): cytokine receptor activity; cytokine binding
Source: RefSeq, a predicted model, not a curated record
CAUACACACACACACACACACACACAGGGUGGCACACGGCGUUAUGCUGGGAUUUCUCCGCUGACUGCUGAGCUCCUCAGAUCUGUAGGCGGGCAUGUCCUUCUGCCUCCUGUCAGCCCCGUUAACCGCUUAUACGCGCCUCUAACCCGCCGUGCCCGGGACACCGUCUCCUUCCCACCGACAGCAUCUGAUGCACGACAGUGCCAGUGUGUCUAACGGCCAAGGCUUUGUGGCAUCAUGAGGAGAGCUGUGGGGUCCGUGCCGCUGCUACUGAUGCUAUUCUUCAUAGGGCACGCGAAAGAAACACGCUACAGCCCCCCAGGAAAGCCCAAACUGACCAGCUGCCGUUCCCCAGAGAAAGAGACCUUCACUUGCUGGUGGGAGCCUGGCUCUGACGGAGGGCUGCCCACCACAUACGCCCUCUACUACCGCAAAGAGAACUCUGAUGCGGUGUACGAGUGUCCUGACUACCACACAGCUGGCGAGAACUCCUGCUUCUUUAACAAGAACGACACCUCCAUCUGGGUCAACUACAACAUCACCGUGGUGGCCACGAAUGCACUGGGCAGCAACUUCUCUGACCCUGUGGACGUAGACGUGGUCUACAUUGUCCAGCCCCACACUCCAGAAAAUGUGACGGUGACUGUGAUGGAGGACAAAGACGGGCCCUUCCUGCGGGUGUCAUGGGAGCCGCCCCGUAAGGCUGACACUCGCUCCGGCUGGAUCACCCUCAUCUAUGAACUCCGGGUCAAGCUGGAGGGGGAAGAGGAGUGGGAGGAGCACCGUGCAGGCCAGCAGAAGAUGUUUAACAUCUUUAGCCUGCGUUCCGGUGGGAUGUACCUCGUUCAGGUCCGCUGUAAGCCUGACCAUGGCUUCUGGAGUGAAUGGAGCUCCACCACCUACAUUAAAGUUCCUGACUAUUUCCCUCGAGAGACGUCUGUGUGGAUCCUUAUCGCGGUGUUUUCUGCCUUCAUCUUCUUCAUCCUCACAUGGAUCCUAAACUUAAAGAGCAACAGUGUGAAGCAUUGCCUUCUGCCACCAGUUCCUGGCCCUAAAAUCAAAGGAUUUGAUAAGCAGCUACUCAAGAAUGGCAGGUCCGAGGAGGUCUUCAGUGCGCUGGUGGUGCCUGGUUUCCCACCAACCACAUCGUCUGACUGCGAGGACUUGCUGGUGGAGUACUUGGAGGUGUACACCCCUGAGGAGCAGGAGCUGAUACUGGAGGAGGGCAAGGACCUCCAGGAAGGCUGCCUCAAAUCCAAGGGCUCCCCGUCUGACAGCGACUCUGGCCGGGGAAGCUGCGACAGCCACACCCUGCUGAUGGAGAAGUGUGGCGAGGGGGAGGGCAAGGAAGAAAAGCAUCAGGAGAGGGCUCAAAAGGGAAAGAGGCAGCAGAAGCACCAGACAGGCUGGGAGGAGGGAGAUGUCAGCCACACCCGUGAGGACGUGCUCAGCCCUGACAUGUCUGAAGGGAGGGUGAAAACAUGGCCCUCUGUGUUUUCUCCACUGCCUCAGUACAGCUCCAGACCCCUGGACCAUCAGGGCUCACUUGAGACAGCCAGGCAGCUCUGCCUCUCUGACAGCUUGUUCCCCCCACCCUCCACAUCCUCCCACCUCAGCUACAACGCCAAGGAGGGCCUGGCACUUGGGUCAGGCCAACAGGAAUUCUAUUUGGGCAAGAAGCAGACUCACCCGUCCAAUCCUCAGAGCCAGCCUCGCUGGCACCUCCAGGCCCACAGCGACUUCAACAUCUCCAGCAUGGACCGCAAGCAGGCGGCCAGUGGCCUGCAGCUGCCUGGUUUCCGGUCCACGGAGUAUGUUGAGGUGCAGAGGGUCAACCAGGAGGACAUGGUGAUCCUCCAGCCCCUUUUCUCAAGCAGUUGCCAGAGGGACGGCCACCUCCAAAUAGGCCAGGGGGAGGACUACAGCAAAGUGAAAGGGGUGGACAGUGGCAACAUGCUGCUGCUCCAGAGAGAAGUGGAAGUGAAGAGGGAGGAGGAGGACGGGGACAGGUACUCUUGUGACAUCCAGGACAGAGUGACAGAGAGCUGCUACACAACGUCCACCGCUGCCAGCAGCCAGGUGACAGGGAAGCCAACAUCCUGCGCCGGCACUGCCAUGCCCGUCCAGGAGGAGAUGGUCCUGGCAGCGAACGGUUAUGUGGACGCAGCCACCAUGCUGCUCUAGGUGCUUCUAAAGCCCAGCUAGCAGGCAGCAGGAAAUGUGUCAGGUCAGGGUAGAGACUAAAACACACUCCAACAAAGGGUGACACCUUAAAAAUAUUGACACUUGAAAUGACAAGAUUCUGCGGUUACUUUGACUGUUUAUCAUUUUUUCAUAUAAAGAUUUCAUCAUCUUUCAACAUUACACUCCACUGACCUAAAUAAUUUGACUGACCUAUUUAAAUCAUCAUUUAUUACUAGAAUUAUGAAAAUUAUUGUGUAAAAUAUGUGGUAAUACAUGGUAUUACUACUACUGAUUAUGUCUCUGUUACAUUUUGUCUCUCUCUCAGAGGUGCAUGCUUCAUUUAAUGAACUUGCAGUCUCUGAACUCAUCAGCUAUCCUCUGACAAUAAUUUAUCCUCCGGCAGCAAUAGUCACGUUUUUGGUUUUCCACUGUUGCCAGAAACAAGCUGGGAACCAUUUCCAUUUCUUUUAGUACACAGGUCGAAUGUUUCUCCACACUUUACACAGACAUUGAUACUUUCUGUAGAUUUUACGUCCAGAUGACAUUUUCUGCCAAUGCGUUCCGUCUCUUUUGCUCCCCACAUGUUUACCUCCAUAAAACCACUUGGACUACAAAAAGGGCAACUACUUGGACUACAACGGAAACAGAAAUGGAUACCAAAAACUUGUCCCUCGCCAAUAUGUGUGUGUGUGUAGAGAGAGUGAGAGAGAGAGAGAGAGAAUCUGAUUAUAGACAUUAAUGAACUUGAAAGCAAAAUAUCACCUCUGUACACUGAUGUAAUAUGGGUGUAUAAAUAAUUUGUGUAGAAUCCAAAAAUGCGGCUGAAACACAAUGUAAUAUUUUGAAUUUUUGUAAUUACAUAUGUUUUAGUCCCAGUAGGGCACUAUGUUGAAGCUGCUUGCUGGACCAUAGAGAUAAAUGUGACAUUUUUGUAAUAAAAAUGAAAACUAAGAAAGAUAAAUUGUUCCCAGGAUAGUGGGACGGUAUUUUUCAUACAGACUUUUUUGAUGUAUAUAUGCAUUCAUUUGUGAAUCAACCUGUAAAUCUCAGUCUAUGCUGGUAAAUAAAAAAUUGUUAUACUUAAAACA